Messenger RNA from Guillardia theta CCMP2712, 672 nucleotides. RefSeq lists its product as hypothetical. The coding region runs from base 1 to 672 and encodes 223 amino acids. Lineage: Eukaryota; Cryptophyceae; Pyrenomonadales; Geminigeraceae. The transcript has 5 exons. The record is from RefSeq and is a predicted model, not a curated record.
AUGCUCGCCAAGCAGCGGCUGCUUGACCUCCUGCAAGAGGAUCGUUUGCUCCACCUUUGUGUCAGAGGGCAGCAGCACCACCUCCUCCGCAUCCUCUCAGAGCUCCCCGUCCAGCUGUUCCUUGACCCUUCCUUGCCGUACAGGAUCAGGAGCGGGUUGUUUAGCUCCUUUCCCUGGCACGUGGCUGGCGGCAACGGAGAUGCAUCUGUCGACAUCCCCGUGGAGACCUCUUGCGAACAAGCAUCUGUCCUGCUCGAGUUCCUCCUCUCCCUUCCUCACAUUCCUCAACUUUACUUCCGCACUGGAAGCAACGCCAUGCAGAGGAGACACCCCAGCGACCUCCUCCUCCUCCUCUCCCAGCACAAGACUCUCCCCAACCUCGACGGGUGGGACGCGGGGCCCGACAUUCUCAAGCUUCUCCUCCCAUCCGUGAGCAACAACCUGAGGUUCGUGAACAUCAACUGCGAGCUCUACCCUCCAGUUCUCUGCUCGGCCUCUUCCCUCGAUCUCCGAGGCUGCAAGCUUCAGUCCGAGGAAGCUGUCGUCCUCUCCUCCAUCCUCCCGCAGAACCCUUCCCUCACCCUCCUCGACCUCCGGGACAACCACAUGGAGCAGGACUGGGCGGCGCUGCUUGACGUCUGCAUGCUGAAGCUAACAAGCCUUACUAGGUAG